AUGAACGAGGAGCGGGAGAUUCGUCAGUUAAAAAAAGCCAAGGCCAAGGCCCAGAAGAAUGGACAGCUGAAAGAAGAAGCUGUGCUCUGCAAUCAACUGGGUGAGAUUUUAGCCAGUCAUGGCAAUUACCGGGAUGCAUUGGCUGAACACCGACAAGAGCUUCAGCUUCUGGAAAGCACUGGGGAUGAUCUGGGCUGUGCUGUGGCCCACCGAAAGAUUGGUGAGCGGCUGGCAGAACUGGAGGAUUACAGAGCUGCCCUGACGCACCAACGUCGUCAUCUAGAGCUGGCAGAGUCCUUGUCCAGCCACAUUGAGCAGCAGAGGGCCUGGGCAACCAUUGGCCGGACCUAUCUCGCCAGCUAUGACCACAGCCAAUCAGUUGAUGCACUUCUGCAGGCCCAGACUGCUUUUGAAAAGAGCUUGGCAAUAGUGGAUGAGAAGUUAGAGAGAGUCUUAACCCAGCAAGAACUGAGUGAGAUGAGGACCCGUCUCUACCUCAAUUUGGGCCUGACCUUUGACAGUCUGAAGCAGCCAGCUCUGUGUAGUGACUAUAUCAAGAAGAGCAUCUUUCUUUCUGAGCAAAAUCACCUCUAUGAGGACCUUUUUCGUGCUCGAUACAAUCUGGGCACUAUUCACUGGCGGGCUGGGGAGCACUCAAAGGCCAUGCGUUGCCUUGAGGGAGCACGAGAAUGUGCCCGAAUUAUGAAGAGGAAGUUCAUGGAAAGCGAGUGUUGUGUUGUUGUUGCACAGAUCCUCCAGGACUUGGGGGAUUUUGUGGCAGCCAAGAGGGCCCUAAAGAAGGCCUAUAGACUAGGCUCUCAGCAGCCCAAGCAGCGGCACACAAUCUGCAGAAGCCUCAAGUAUGUGCUAAAAGUAGUGAAUCUGCAGCAAAGGCUGGAGGAGGCUGAGAGCAGUGACCUGCAUGGAGCCCUGGGUAUUUGUGAGCAGCUUGGGGACCUGUUCUCCAAAUCUGGAGACUUCCCCAAGGCAGCUGAAGCUUACCAGAAACAGUUGCAGUUUGCCAAGUCUCUGAAGAUACCAAAUCAAGAAUUGGCUGUCAUUCAUGUCUCACUGGCUGCCACCUUUGGGGACCUGAAGAACUAUGGUCAAGCUGUGGAGCACUAUGAGGAAGAGCUGAGGUUACGGAGGGGCAACCCUCUAGAGGAGGCAAAGACCUGGUUGAACAUUGCCCUAUCCAAGGAGGAGGGUGGGAAGCCAUAUGAGGAGCUGGAACCAUGUUUCCAGAGUGCCCUCCACUGUUCGAAGGAGGCCAAGAAGCCAUGGCUACAGCGGCAGAUCUUGCAGCACCUCCAUGCUCUCCAGCUGAAAUAUCAACCACACAAAGCCCCCAAUACUAGUUCUAAGCUUCAGGAGUUGAGCAGUACUGAAGGCUGGAGCCCAUCCAAGGAUAUCAGUGAGGAAGAUGAGGAAGAAGAGCUGGAGAACAGUGAAGCCUUGGAAGACAGUGAGGUAGAACUCUCAGAAAGUGAGAAUGAAGACAACGACAGUCUACAGCCAGGAGAGGAGGAAAUGGAGUGCUAUGGGCAGACUGGCCCUGGCCGUCGAAAAGUGAAUAAGUGGAAUCGACGAAAUGAUAUGGGGGAGACGAUGCUGCAUCGAGCAUGUAUUGAUGGGCAGCAGCGCCGAGUCCGUGACCUUGUGGAACAGGGUCAUCCUCUGAAUCCCCGAGACUACUGUGGUUGGACCCCACUACAUGAAGCCUGUAACCAUGGGCACUUGGAGAUCGUCCAAUUCUUGCUGGACCAUGGUGCUGCAGUGGAUGAUCCCGGAGGCCCAGGCUGUGAGGGUAUCACUCCUCUUCAUGAUGCCCUCAACUGUGGCCAUUUUGAGGUGGCUGAGCUGCUAAUAGAAAGAGGAGCAUCAGUUACUGCAAAAAACAGCAAGGGUCACAGCCCCCGAGAGACCCUCCGGCAAUGGGUGAAACUCUAUAGCAAGGACCUGGAUCAGGAAACACGUCAGAAAGCUCAAGACAUGGAAAAAUUGCUGCUGCAAACAGCUAUGGGAAAACGGCACCAAACUACAUCAGUGGUCCCAGCAUCUCAAGACUCUCUCACCCCUCAAACUAUCCAGACCAAUCCUCUCUUUGACCCAGAGACCUCCCCCACUUCCAGCCCCAUCAGGUCUUCCCAUUUCCUGGCCAUAUCAAAAGCCCAGCAUCCCUUUGCCCAGAACAGGUCCCUUAACAAGCCCUUGACUUCCCCAGAACUGGGAGGACUGGGUGCCAGCAGGCCACAAAGUUGUCAGGUUGGAGAUGGGGCCAGUAGCUCUGAAGAGGACAUUGAUACAGUCCCAUUCCAGCCAGUUAAGAAGAGGCCAAGACUUUUCAACGUGGAACGGCGGGCAGAAGGAGCAACAUUGCGCCCCACUGAGAACACAGAUUCAGAUGUGGCAUCUGCUAGCCGGGCUGUAUACCAGGCAGCUAUCCGUGGCGUGGGCAGUGCCCAGGCCCAGCGUUUGUUCAAGACUAUAACAAAAGGGUCAAGUGAGCCAUCCAUAGCCCAAGCAGCCCUCAUUCCUGAGGAAGAGUAUCUGGAUGGAGACUGGCUGGAGGAGGAUAUAGAUUCUCGCUGUGUCCGUCGCAAGAGGAGCCACUGUUUCCCAGACAGUGGGUCAGAUUGUACUUCUGGGCCAGAUAGUGAUAGUGGAACCUGCCCAAGUUCUAAGGCCCGUUCCCGGCAGAGUCGACUCACUCAUAUUGUGGAUAGGACAGUGCUAGGCAAAACCAGUAGGAGCAAUAACUUGACAGGAGAAAAUGCCUCCAGGGUUUCAGGUGCCAGUGGAGAGAGCCCCUCAACAGGAUACCUGCCAUGUUCAGCUGGACCACUACCCAUCAGGGUCCGGGUUCGAGUACAGGAUAAUGUCUUCCUUAUUCCAGUUCCCCAGAGUGGCAAUGAAGGGCACCCUGUGUCAUGGCUGGCAGAGCAGGCGUCUCAGCGAUAUUAUCAGACAUGUGGGCUGCUCCCCCGGCUCACUUUGAAAAAGGAGGGAGCCCUGCUAGCUCCAGGGGAUCUCAUCACUGAUGUACUGCAGAGCAAUGAGGAGGUGCUGGCUGAAGUGGUCUCCUGGGACCUACCACCCUUGACUGACCGAUACCGCAAGGCUUGUCAAAGCCUGAGGGAAGCUGAGCACCAGCUUGUCUUCCAGGCUCUGGAACAGCAGGGCUCAGGCCCCUCAUUCAGUGUCUGCUCCCUUGCCCUGAGCCCAGUCCAACUCACCCCACUGCUGCGUGCCCUGAAGCUGCACACUUCACUUCGGGAGCUACGCCUGGUCGGGAACCGGCUUGGGGACAAUACAGCUGUGGAGCUGUUGGCCACAGUUAGCACAAUGCCUGGCCUGAUCCUCCUUGAUCUCUCAUCUAACCACCUGGGUCCUGAUGGCUUACACCAAUUUGCUACUGGCCUUCUAAAGCAGAACACCUUCCAGAAUCUAGAGGAAAUCAAUUUAAGCAUGAAUCCUUUGGGAGAUGGCUGCUCCCAGGCCCUGGCCUCCCUCCUGCAAGCCUGCCCUGUUCUCAGCACUCUUCGAUUACAAGCCUGUGGCUUCACUUCCAGCUUCUUACAGAGCCAUCAGCACACCAUGGACAGUGCCUUGCAGGGUGCCCAGCACCUGAAGAUACUGUCUCUGUCCUAUAAUACCCUGGGAGUCCCAGCCCUCUCUAGGGUUCUUCAGAGCAUACCUCACCGUGUCUUAGCUCAGCUGGAGCUUGGCUCAGUGAUGGUCAACAGGAACAGCUCAGGAUUCAUGGAGCCUAUGAUCAGAUACCUGACUCAGAGUCACACAGCACCAGGCUGCUGCGGAAGCGACCCCGAACAGGCCAAGGGAGAUAAGGACUUUUUCUCUGAAUAG
Gracilinanus agilis (Agile Gracile Mouse Opossum) is the source of this 3867-nucleotide messenger RNA. Its product is annotated as tonsoku-like protein. The coding region runs from base 1 to 3867 and encodes 1288 amino acids. Lineage: Eukaryota; Metazoa; Chordata; Mammalia; Didelphimorphia; Didelphidae. Gene Ontology annotation, molecular function: protein binding. The transcript has 24 exons. The record is from RefSeq and is a predicted model, not a curated record.